AUGCCCGGUUCGGACAGUGUGAAAGUGGCAGUACGCGUAAGACCUUUCAGUAAGAGAGAGAAGAAUGCAGGCAGCAGAUGUGUGAUUUCUAUGAAUUGCAGCACUACAAGCAUACAUGAUCCCAGGAAUCCAAGCCAUGUAAAAACCUUUACCUUUGACCUGGCGUAUUGGUCACACAAUGGAUUUUUAAAGGACCAAGAUGGCAAGCUAAUUUCAGCUGGGCCAAACAGCAAAUAUGCGGGACAGAAGGAAGUUUUCCGUGACCUUGGGCAGGGAGUUCUAGACAGCGCUUGGCAAGGUUACAAUGCUACCCUCUUGGCUUAUGGUCAGACUGGCUCAGGGAAAAGCUAUUCCAUGAUUGGAUAUGGUGCAAACAGAGGCAUAAUCCCAGUGGUCUGUGAAGAGCUCUUUAAAACAAUUCAAAACCAAGAGCAGAACAAGCAAUAUCAGGUUACAUUUAGCAUGCUGGAAAUUUACAAUGAACAGGUUAUAGACUUGCUCUCUAAAAUCAAGAAGCGGGGUGGACUCAAGUUACGGGAAGAUCAACAGCAAGGCUUCUAUGUGGAUGGCUUGAAACUGGUGCCCUGCGACAGUUAUGCACAAAUUGAGAGGCUAAUGGAACAAGGUACCAAAAUAAGAACCACUGCUUCAACCAGCAUGAAUGCCACCAGCAGUCGCUCUCACAUGGUCAUCACCAUUCAGUUCAAACAGAUUUUUCUUAGAGAAGACAUCACUAAGCAAUCCAUUAUAAAUCUGGUAGACUUGGCUGGAAGUGAAAGACAAAAAUCAUCAGGAUCAGAAGGAGACAGGCUGAGAGAAGGGUCACGUGUAAAUCUAAGUUUGACCACCUUGGGAAAUGUUAUCAGUGCCCUGGCUGAGGCUGCUGUAGGGAAGAAAGUAUUGCACGUCCCAUAUAGAGAUUCAGUUCUUACAAAACUCUUGCAAUCUGCUUUGGGAGGAAACAGCAGAACUAUUAUGAUUGCAGCUAUUAGUCCAGCAGACAUGUGUUAUGAGGAGACGCUGUCAACUUUGCGAUAUGCUGAGAGAACCAAAAAGAUAAAGAACAAAGCCGUGAUAAAUGCAGGUCCAACUGCGAAACUGAUAAAUGAGCUGAAGGCAGAAAAUUGUCAUCUGUUGUCCAGAUUGUCAGGCCUUGGAAACUCUGGUAAAACGGUAGCAGAUGAAACAAAAGAGCUUCGCUGUUUGCUAGCUGAAAAUGAGCUGCGGAUUCAAGCCAUUCAGGCUACCUGGGAAUAUCGUCUGGAAGAAGCCCGGAAAGAAUGGGAGCAGCAAUAUGCUGCAGUAACUCAGGAAAGAUGGAUGAUGGAGACAUGUCCUUAUCUUGUGAAUAUCAACGAAGACCCUCAGCUGUCGGGCGUUCUCAAAUAUUUCAUUCAAGACGGUUCUUCAGAUGUUGGUCAGUCAUCCUCAAAUGCAAUAACUCUCCGAGGUUUAGGCAUUUUGGAUAAGCAUGCAACAUUCACAAAUGCUGAUGGUAAAGUUACUAUAACACCUCGGGAUAAGUGUAAAGUCAUUGUUAAUGGUGUCCCCAUUGCUGUGAAAACUAAACUGCAGCAUCUGGACCGUAUUAUUUUGGGGUCAAAUAGUGCAUAUCUCUACAUUGGACCACCUUCAGAUCGCACCAGCGAGGACCUGACCAGAUACGAUUAUGAUUUCAUUCAGUCAGAGUUGGCAGCAGCAGAAGGUUUCAGUGUAGAUAAACUUGGUGCUGCAAACAGGAAGGAUGGCAAGCCAGAUCCCAGUGUCCUUGCUGUGUUCCAUGAUUAUCUUAAGUUAAUGCCUUUGGUUGCUGAAGCCAAUCAAAUGAGUGUGGAGCUGAGAAAGGACCUAAUUUUGGAACUGAAAGUGAAAAAUUUGGCUUCCUCUGACUCUAGAGGCUAUGAUCUGCAAAAGGAGAUCAUAGUUAAAGUGGCGCACAGAGUUACAAACCAGAUAUGGGUUUGGUCAAAACCCAAGUUCAUCAACAGGAAGUUUUUAAUGGAAGAGCUCUAUCAACGUUUCUUAGAUGGAGAAGAUGUGCAGGUUGACAAAGAAAGCGAUCCAUUCUGGGAUCCCGUGGAAGUAAUCCAUUUAGGAUCUGCUCACAUCUGGCUCCAGUCCCUUGCUUAUUGCAUGAAACUUGAGGAACAAACAGAACUCCUGAAUUCUGAAGGAAUGGAGGAAGCCAUCAUACUUAUCAAUAUCAUUCCAUGCUCUCCAAAUGGCAGAGCCUUUGGAGAGGACGAUAUGGUCAUUGAUCCUUUGGAAUUGCUGGGCAAAAGAAUUGAUUUCCAAAUUCACAUUUUACAAUGCCUUGGAGUCAAAUGGAUAAAAGAAGUGGCACAGAGAGGGAUUCAGAUUGGAUAUAAAUUUUAUGAUCUCCCAUGCUCAUUAUACACAAAGCCUGUUUGGAAAAAUGUGAACCCGAAGAUAGAAGAGCUAGUAAAAUUUUCAACCCUUAAUAUGUCCCAUGAUUUUUUGAACUAUUUGCAGAAAAAUGCUCUAAUUGUUGACUUGUGGGGGCUUCAAGAAGGAUGUGCGCAACUGGAUUCCUCUCGGCAAGACAUGGCAUUAACAAGGGAGAGCUCUAUUAUCAUUGAUAAUCCCAGAGCUGAGGUUCUGAGACACACCAGUCUGGACACAGAAAACCAGAUUGCUGAACUUUACCAAAAGCUGUUAAAACUAGAGCAAGAGACUGAACUGCUUAGAGAUAUUAACAGAGCUCUAAGGGAAGAAAAUGUACUUCUGAAGGAUAAAUUGAAAGCGUGCGAGACAGAAACCCAUAAAAGUAAGAUCUUAAAAUCUCCUACAAAACCCCAAGCUGCUAAGGUAACUCAAUCAGCGUCAAAGGAUUCUCGCCCAGUUUGCAAUUCUCGGAUGAGCUGCGAUGCAGAAUUUGCUAAAGCCCUCAAAGCCUUCUACCAGAAUAUGAAUGUGAUCAGAGGCCAGUUUUUGAAAAUAAAGCACUGCAGAGCUCCGGAAGAAGAUAAUGUGCAACUACUUCGACAUUUUGCUGAGAGACAGUCACACAUGUUAAAGGACUUUGGAGAGCAACUUGAGUCAAGUAUAAGUAAACUGAAAAAUGAUGUUGCUUUGAUAGUUAAAAAGAAACGGGAGAGGCUAGGUUGCAGCAAACCAUAAAGUCAUUGUAUGAAAUAAAACAGUAGUGUUUCAGUAUAAUUGUAACUGCUAAAGCAUAUGUUGUUUUGUGUCACUACAAAUUAAGAGCACAACUUAUGUAUUUACCAGACCCACCCUGGACACAGCCACAAGAGGGGAAUAAUCUAGUUCCAGGGUAUGAUCUGAAGGCACCUGAGGCUGUCUCCUUGCUGAAGCUGAGCAGGUCAGGAUCUGGUCAGUGCCUGGGGGGGUGACCCAUGAUGGAAGAAAGGUGGGGUAGAAAUGUAAGAAAAUAAGUAACAGUGCAUGGGAGCAUUAGAAUGUGCUGGUCAUUAUGUACCAUAUAUCUACAAAAGUGUUCCUAAGCUCCCUGUGUGUAAAUUACUCCUGCUGUAACUCCUGAGAAGGAAGUAGAUGGGAAACAGCUGUGGGUCUGCCAGUUCUGAACAGUUUCGGGCAUUGUACUGUCUCUGUGGUAGGAGAGUGACAGUUCCAUUGACCAUUGUACUGUUCUUCUCACACUGACAUAGGAGGAAUUGUUCCAUCAGGAAUGUCUAUACACUUUUUCAAAUUUAUGCACUAAUGCCUUAUUCAGAAUAAUCAGUGUUGGAAUACUGAUCAAUAUUUGGAAAAGUCGUUUGUUCUCUAUGUUAGGACACUUCUCAAUAUAGGGGUGCCAAACGUGGCACAAGGGUUUUUGAGGGGGGAGGUAGUAGGUUAUACUGCCAUUUGGACACCAGGUACCAUUUUGAAUCAAGGUGGCGGACUUAAAUGUGACUUUGGCGUUACAUUUAUUGGUCUAGGUUUUCUGCCUCUUGAGGUGUUGUCACAAAAUUCAAGUACAAGGGUUCCUGAGGUGCGGAUGGCGUCUCUGUCACUGUUUGGGUGCUGGGCACAAUUUUGUUCCAACUGCUGGACCAAAAUAUGACUUCACCUGAUUUUUGGUGUUACGGGUCCAAACUCACAAACUGCACGAGCCAUUUAAAAAUCACAGUAUUUUUUGGUUUCUAAAAAUACCUGGGCAGCCCUGUGCACUUCCUGCUACUUAACUGAAAAACAUUUGGGAAUGUAAUUGGGUUAGGGGUGAUGCUUUGCUUCAGUUUUAGUAAAAUUUUAUUUUUUAAGCAGCGUGUCACAUUAUUUGGGAUGGUGCAGUCAUCACCUGGAUGUCCUCUUAAUGUUCCUUAAAAUAGCCCCAUGCUUUUGAAGGUAGCAAUUUGUGGAGGGGAGGCUACAGCAGCUAAAAGGUAAAAGCAGAAAAUCAUUUACACAAAAGGGCCCUUGCUGUUAUAUGCAAUACCCUUACAGCAUCUUAGCUGUAAUUUGGGCUUAAAGGAGGGACUUAACUUGUAUUCUCGUUCCAUUACAUGGUCUACUAAAAUU
This is a messenger RNA of Podarcis muralis (Common wall lizard), 4503 nucleotides long. RefSeq names its product kinesin-like protein KIF28. Lineage: Eukaryota; Metazoa; Chordata; Lepidosauria; Squamata; Lacertidae. Gene Ontology annotation, molecular function: microtubule binding; microtubule motor activity; ATP binding. Gene Ontology annotation, biological process: microtubule-based movement. The record is from RefSeq and is a predicted model, not a curated record.